This is a messenger RNA of Saxophila tyrrhenica, 1098 nucleotides long. RefSeq lists its product as uncharacterized. The transcript is spliced from 2 exons. NCBI's taxonomy places the organism in Eukaryota, Fungi, Ascomycota, Dothideomycetes, Mycosphaerellales, Extremaceae. The record is from RefSeq and is a predicted model, not a curated record. Bases 1 to 1098 code for a protein of 365 amino acids.
AUGGCGCACACCGGAGCAGACACGAGUGACCCGGAUGGCCUGCAAUCAGCUACCAAAAUGCCACUCACGACUUCAUCUUCAGCAGCCAUGCCGUACUCGCCAGUCACUACCACAAGCACGCUCGGAGGACAGCAGAGCAGCCCAGGUCUCCUGAAGGCAAUAUCGCAAGACUUCAGCAUGCCACCCUCAACGACACUUGCGGUGAUCUCCGCGCGCUCUUCGACAACAUCAAGCUACCCACCAGAGGACGCAUCCGCCACAGAAGGUUUUACUCCACAAACGUUCGAGAAGUGUCUCCAAGUGCUCGAAACGGUGGAGCUUUUGGAGAUGAUUCUCUUCGCCCUACCAACCAAGGUUCUCCUCUUCGCUCAGAAAGUUUCCACGCAGUGGAAGGAUGUCAUGGACAACUCGCUCAAGCUGCAGCAGGCACUGUUCUUCACAAGCAUCUCUGAUGACCUACUCGAUGUCUCGGAGGGCGAGAAGAGGUAUGCUCAGGUGGUCAAUAAUCCUCUCCUGGAUGGUCUCCAGAGAGUGCCUCUUGAGUUUGAACCAGGAGACACAUUUCUCGGGGGCGCCAGUGGCGCGGCUAUGCUUCACCGAUCCUGGUUGCACAAGGACGCCAGCUGGAAGCGCAUGACACCCACACAACCUGCGAUAAGCCACCACAUGUGGUUGAUACUAGGUCUGAGCCCAGUGCGGGUCACCAAAGAGUUGAUGGGCAAAGACCCAGACCAGGCGGUCAAGAACUGGGCGGCCAAGUAUGCUUACAGCCCCUUUUGGGACGACUGGCAAGAGAUCAAUCAAGCAGACGAGAAGAUGUUCCUGGGCGACGUCAUAGAAGCCAUCGACGUAAAGCUGGGACUCCUUCCAACCAAGCUGGCUUGUGCUAGCACGAUCUGCGACAUGACCGGGGAGCUUCCGACUCUGGAGAGCAACGACGAGUUGGAGGAAAUGAUCGAGCAUGCGAAGAGUUGCGAGCAUUCGGACUUCUGGAGCAAUUGCUCACACAGACAGACAAAGAUCGAGAAGGAGGAGCAGAAGAGGAGGCUGGAAUACAAGUUUCUCCUCGCAAAAUCCGACACUGAGGAGGACGAUUGA